This is a messenger RNA of Ziziphus jujuba (common jujube), 1542 nucleotides long. Its product is annotated as probable LRR receptor-like serine/threonine-protein kinase At3g47570. NCBI's taxonomy places the organism in Eukaryota, Viridiplantae, Streptophyta, Magnoliopsida, Rosales, Rhamnaceae. Gene Ontology annotation, biological process: protein phosphorylation. The coding region runs from base 1 to 1542 and encodes 513 amino acids. The record is from RefSeq and is a predicted model, not a curated record. The transcript has 2 exons. Gene Ontology annotation, molecular function: protein binding; protein kinase activity; ATP binding.
AUGAAUUUAUCCGUUAAUUCCCUCUCUGGCUAUCUUCCUCCUGAGAUUGGAAAGUUGGUGAACCUGGUGAUUUUGGAUCUAUCCAAGAAUCAAUUAUCAGCAACUACUCCAGAAACGGUAUCCAAUCUGAAGAUGUUAGAGCAAUUGGACUUGUCAAACAAUGCAUUCCAAGAUAACAGUCCUGCCAGUAUUGGCGACUUAGGUAGCCUGAAAUCCUUAGAUCUUUCAUCUAACAAUUUAUCUGGCAUCAUACCCAAGUCUAUGGAGAAGCUUCGGUAUCUCAACUUCUUGAAUCUAUCUUUCAAUAUGUUAAGUGGCCUGGUUCCUGUUAAAGUUGGAGCUUAUGCAAACUUCAUAUUCCAAUCUUUCAUGGGAAAUCUUGAUUUAUGUGGCAAUUAUUCAAAAGUAAAGCUCCCACCUUGCCCAGUCACAACUCCUUCAAAAUCAAAAAAGGCACUGGCAUGGCUUAAAUAUGUUCUUCGUUCAAUUGCUGCAUUGAUACUUAUGGCUUUGCUACUAAUUUUGUAUAUCAGAUACUGGAGGAAAAGCAACAAGUUGCCAGUCUCUUUAAUUGAUUUAUCUAUAAAGUUGGGUCACAAAUAUAUCUCAUACUAUGAUAUACUCAAUGCAACUAAUAAUUUUGGUGAAGCAAACUUGUGGGGAAGUGGAAGCUUUCGUUCCGUAUACAAAGGAAUCAUGUCAGAUAGUGAGAUUGUAGCUGUCAAGUUCUUCAAUUUAGAAGUUGAAGGACCAGUAACAUCUUUUGACACAAAAUGUCAAGUCCUAAAGAACGUGAGACACAGAAACCUUGUGAAGAUUAUAACUUGUUGCUCCAACCUUGACUUUAGAGCUUUGGUUCUACAAUACAUUCCCAAUGGUAGCCUUGAAAAUUGGUUGUACAAUCAGGGGCAAAACUGUUUGGAUAUUGUUCAGCGGAUGGAUAUAAUGAUUGAUGUGGCAUUGGGAAUGGAGUAUCUUCACCAUGGAUAUACAGAGCCCAUUGUUCAUUGCGAAUUGAAGCCCGGCAAUGUUCUUUUGGAUGAAGACAUGGUUGCACAUGUUGCUGACUUUGGCAUUGCAAAAAUUCUGGGAAAAUACAAAUCUAAGACCCAAACGGCAACUCUUGGCUCAAUGGGUUACAUUGCACCUGUUCAAUUCGAAUGUUCAUCCAACAGAAUUCGGAUUACAAGGAAGAGUAUCUUGAAGGGUGACAUUUAUAGCUAUGGUAUUUUGUUGAUGGAAACAUUUACAAGAAAAUGUCCGAGAGAUAAAAUGUUUGUUGAAGGAUUGAAUUUGCGGAAAUGGAUCAUUUCCUCUUAUCCUGAUCGAGUUAUGGAGAUUAUGGAUAUUGGUCUUUGCACAGGAGCUGAAAAUGCUAUUAUGACAACUAUGGAUUCUUUAACUCAAUGUUUCUCAGCUAUUAUGGAAUUAGCAAUGCAGUGUUCAAGUGAUUUACCAGAAGAGAGGCUUAAUAUGUCUGAUGUUGUGGUUAAACUUAAAAAAGUGAAAUACAAUUUGAUGCAACAUCGAAGAAGGCUUUAA